Molecule: messenger RNA, 1638 nt
Organism: Meloidogyne enterolobii
Lineage: Eukaryota; Metazoa; Nematoda; Chromadorea; Rhabditida; Meloidogynidae
Source: the annotation of a GenBank genome assembly
UUUCCACGUGCCAAUAGUGUUAGACGACUGGCGCCACCUCGCAAUUAUUUUAACAACAUCAACAAUGGAGAUUCUAAUAAUCAAAGAAUUACAAAUUCAAAAAGAAAAUUAUCAUUGUCUUUCGAAUCAUUCAAUGUUGAAAAGAAUGAUGGAAUUCAAAAAAUUUCACCACAAUGGAUAACUGGGCCCGCUGCAUCACCAGUUAAUCAACACCAACUGGAUUUCCCUCCAAAACAAAUGUUUAACGAUCAAGUUCAGAAACAUCAAAUGCAACAAGGACAUCAACAGUGUGAUAUGUGUAGAGAUGAAGGGCCUUUUGAUCAAAUAGUUCCUGUAUGUGACAAUACAAAUAGGACACAUAAAAGUGUUUGCUUAUUUGCUCAAUGGAAUUGUGAAAGAAGACUACGUGGGGAAGAAGAGAAUGUAUUCGUCCACGUGGGGGAAUGCAACCAAGUCUCUCCCAUUUUUGUUACUAAAGAAGAAGACUGCCCUAGUAAAUGUAGUCACCAACUCAAGCCUGUCUGUGAUUCUAACGGAAUUACACAUCCUAACCUUUGCGCUUACAAACUUUAUCGUUGCCUUCAAAGAAAAAGUGGUAUCAAAUCUACAGGUUGGUUAGUGUCAUUACGCGAGUGUGCAACAACACCCUCAACCUCCUCACAUGAUCACAAUAUUUCUAACAAUAAAAACACUUUAAUUCCUUCACAACAUUCAAAACAAACACAAAAAUCAAUUGAAUGUCCUGAUGAGCCAAAUUGUGAAGAUGAAGUGGAAGAAAAUAAAAUUCAACAAAUUUGUGAUAGUGAUGGAAAAGCACACAAGAGUACUUGUCUUUUUGCACAUGCACAUUGUUUAGCAGCAAAAACAGGAAAAGCUUUACGUAUUAUUGAAUGCCCUCCUCAACUACAAAAUAUUUCUACAACAAUUUCUAUACCUACAAUUCCAACAUCAACAUCUACCCAACAAAAACAAAUUUCUACAAAAUUGGUUCCUAAAAUAUCUGCCAAUUUUGCUUCCAUGCCACCACACCUAACAACUACAACAUCAAAAACAUUAAUAAAUAAUCAAGAAGAAAAACAAAAGAUAUUAGAUUGUGAACGUAGAUGGCAUGAUUGUGGAGAGUCUCCAAAGGAUGCUUAUUGUGGAUCUGAUUUGAUAACAUAUCGAAAUUUUUGUGCUAUUCAAGCUUCUUGUUUGGACAGUCAAGUAGAAGUACUUUUCAAAGGAGAGUGUGAAAGGUGUCUAUCAAAUCCAUGCCUGGCUAAACGUAAUACUGCUGAAGAAGACAAUAAUGAUUCUUUAUAUGUUUGUGAUCAAGGAGGAGAGACUAAGAGUAAAUGUGAAUUUGAAGUUUUGCGUUGUAUUUAUGAAAUUAAAUUUGGCUACAAUAUCACUGCUGCUUAUCAAGGAAAAUGUUGCCCUAGUAUUGAGUCGUGUACAGGAGGGCCAGAGACACAACCCAUCUGUGAUACGAACAAUUCUCGUCACUCUAAUUGGUGCAGCUUUGAAAUGGCAAAGUGUCGUUCAAUUAAAAUUCAUCAUAAGCCGUUGGAGGAACGUGAAUGUAAUAUUAAUAACAACACUGAAAGACGGAAGGAGAAUAUCGAGGAAAGAGAAGAGGUGUUUCGUCGCUUAUGA